This is a messenger RNA of Ictalurus furcatus (blue catfish), 1675 nucleotides long. RefSeq names its product interferon-induced GTP-binding protein Mx2-like. The record is from RefSeq and is a predicted model, not a curated record. The transcript has 7 exons. Gene Ontology annotation, biological process: defense response to virus. Gene Ontology annotation, molecular function: GTPase activity; microtubule binding; GTP binding. The annotation marks the transcript as partial. Gene Ontology annotation, cellular component: cytoplasm; microtubule; nucleus. NCBI's taxonomy places the organism in Eukaryota, Metazoa, Chordata, Actinopteri, Siluriformes, Ictaluridae.
UGUCCGCUCGAGCUCAAGAUGAAAAAGAGCAGGAAGACAGACUUCUGGCAUGGAAAGAUCAAGUAUGAGGAUUAUGAAGAAGAGAUUGAAGAUCCAGCAGACGUGGAGCAAAUGAUUAGAAAAGCUCAGAAUGAAAUAGCUGGGACCGGCAUGGGCAUCAGUGACAAGCUCAUCAGCCUGGAGGUGACAUCGUCCAACAUUCCUGACCUCACACUCAUCGAUCUGCCUGGUAUUACCCGUGUAGCAGUCAAAGACCAACCGGAGAACAUUGGAGAACAAGUAAAUUUGGGGAACAGCACACUGUAUGACAAAAGAAAAGCCACCAUUCCCAACCUGGCCGAGAAACUCACGCUUGAACUCGUCCUUCAUAUUGAGCUAUGUCUGCUGCAACUGGAGGAGCAAAUCUUGAUGAAGUUGGCUGAAAUUCAGGCUGAAGUGGACCGCUAUGGCUCAGGGCCUCCUAUAGAACCAGAACAAAGGAUCUACUCCGUGACUGAUAAAAUCACAGCAUUCACUCAGGAUGCCAUCAACCUGACGACUGGAGAGGAGGUGAAGAGCAUGUCAUAUAUAAACAUCUUCUCAGGUCUGAGGAAGCAGUUUUCUCUCUGGAAGAAUGAUCUAGUCAGUGGAGGAGAGACAUUUAACAAGAGGAUUGAGAAGGAAAUGCAGGCGUAUGAGGAAAAAUACAGAGGCAGAGAACUUCCAAGCUUCCUCAACUACAAGACCUUUGAGGUGAUAGUGAAGGGCCAGAUCAAGCAACUGGAGGAACCUGCCAUCAGGAGACUGAAGGAAAUCUCAGAUCUCAUUAAGAAGGAGUUCAUCCAACUGGCUCAAUCCAACUUCCCAGGUUUCCCUAAUCUCUAUAAAAUAGCAAAGGUAGGUCCUCAUAUUUUCACCCGCAAACUUUACAGACAAACUCUGCCUACAUUUGCUAAAAGCAGUCGCCGUACUUGCUCCAAAGAGGUGCACCUCACUUUAGUACCAGCACCUUCAUAACACCUACAAUGACACAGCAAGGAAAUACCAUUGGGCACUGAUAUCUCCAUUAGAACACACCUUCCAGUUAAACAUAAAGGAGCUCACCCAGAAGUAGGUCCAGGAGGUUGUUACAGCCAGAACAAGGUUGGCACUAUAGGCCAGCAGAGUGCAAUACAUGGUCUAUAAAAGAGGUGGCUCAGGCUCUUGCACUGUCUCUAGAGGUUCAAGGUGGUAUAGAGGACAGGAAGGUGGCCCAGCAAUGGAAAUUUGCGGUGGGUGUCUGGAUCCCAAAAGAGGAGAACUCAAGUAACAUUAGCAAUUCAGGACAAUCUCUCUCCUCAGUGCUGAGGUAAAAGUAUUUUUCUUUUUUGUUUUGCCUGACACCUGACAGAGUUUGUUUUUUUUUUUUCUGGAGGAACUCCUAUAUGAACAUUUCUGUGCAUAAGGAGGGAGUCCUAAAGGUAUCAACAUGCAUUGAACACACAGAAGUUGUCACCCAGCUGAACCAAGAGGCAUGGGAAGGUAAAUGAGACCUGGUUGGUUUUUGGCUUGACCUCACCAAUGCCUAUGGUUCAAUCCUACAUAAACUGGUGGAAACUUUACUGGUCAGCCAUCAUGUUGCAGGUUAUUUGUCUUUAGACAGAUCUGACUAAACUAACAACACAAAAAAGAGCAAUUCACAGAAACAAUAAAACAA